AUGGCUUUGCUCCAGUACCCCGCGCCCGUCGACUACGCGGCCCAAUUGGAUGCUUUCAAGGACUUUCUCCAGCACUUCAAAACUUUCGAGUCCGCCUCCGAAUCGGCUGCAACAGAGGCACUUGAAGAUUUGCACAUCGACGGCGACCGGACUAGCGAUGAAUACGAUUUUAUGGACGAUGCCGAGGAGGGGGAGGGCGCGCAGAGACCAGGAGCUGGUCGCACACGCCGGGAACCGAAGUUGAAAUAUAUGCAAAUGUUGCAAGAUGUCGCGAACCGAGAACGGAUGAACGUCGUUAUCGAAUUGGACGACUUGAACACCUUUGAGAAAUCGCUUCCAGAGGAGACGGACUUGAAGCUUGUCGAGUCUGUUCAGAAAAACACGCAUCGCUAUAUCGAGAUCCUUUCGCAGGCGGUUGAUGCUAUCAUGCCCAGGGAAACCAAAGAAGUCACUUUCAAAGAUGAUGUGCUUGAUGUUAUUAUGUCCCAGCGUGAAAGACGGAAUGAGAACCUGGCCAUGGCCAUGGAAGCAGACAUGGAUACCGCAGCAGCUCCCUCGAUGUUCCCGCCUGAGCUGACUCGCCGAUACACUCUCAAUUUCAAGCCACUUACUCCUUCCGGCUCCAGCAACGAACGUGAUUCGAAGGCAUUGGCAGUCCGGAACGUGCGCGGAGAGCAUCUUGGUAGUCUCAUUACAGUUCGGGGUAUAACUACUCGUGUGUCCGAUGUCAAGCCCGCUGUCCAGAUCAACGCCUACACCUGUGACCGAUGCGGUUGUGAAGUCUUCCAGCCCGUCACAACGAAACAGUUUCUUCCCAUGACAGAAUGUAUGUCAGAUGAAUGCACGCAGAACAACUCCAAGGGUCAACUGUUCCUCUCCACCCGUGCUUCGAAGUUCGUUCCGUUCCAAGAAGUGAAGAUCCAGGAAAUGGCCGACCAGGUUCCCGUCGGUCACAUCCCGCGAACAUUAACCGUACACUGCCACGGAAGCUUGACCCGCCAGCUGAACCCCGGUGACAUCGUCGAUGUGGCAGGCAUUUUCCUUCCCACUCCUUACACGGGCUUCAGAGCCAUCCGCGCUGGUCUUCUGACUGAUACCUACUUGGAGGCCCAGUACAUUACCCAACAUAAGGAAUCCUAUAAUGAACUGCAAAUGGACAGCCGGACGCUUCGCAAGAUCGAAAAGUAUCAGAACUCUGGCAACAUGUACGAGUAUCUGGCUCGGUCCAUUGCCCCUGAGAUUUAUGGUCACAUCGACGUGAAGAAGGCCCUACUUUUGCUUCUUAUUGGUGGUGUUACCAAGGAAAUGGGUGACGGCAUGCACAUCCGUGGAGACAUCAACAUCUGUCUUAUGGGUGACCCUGGUGUUGCUAAAUCUCAGUUGAUGAAGUACAUUGCCAAGGUUGCUCCUCGUGGUGUAUACACAACCGGUCGCGGAAGCAGCGGUGUCGGUCUCACGGCAGCAGUCAUGAGAGAUCCCGUGACUGACGAGAUGGUCCUGGAAGGAGGUGCUCUGGUUUUGGCUGACAAUGGCAUCUGCUGCAUUGAUGAAUUCGACAAGAUGGAAGACGCAGACCGGACCGCCAUUCACGAAGUUAUGGAACAGCAAACCAUCUCCAUCUCCAAGGCAGGAAUCACAACCACCCUAAACGCACGAACAUCUAUCCUGGCGGCCGCCAACCCUCUGUACGGCCGAUACAACCCCCGCGUCUCUCCCGUCGAGAACAUCAACCUCCCCGCCGCCCUCUUGUCUCGUUUCGAUGUCAUGUUCCUCAUCCUCGACACUCCCUCGCGCGACGCAGACGAAGAACUGGCACACCACGUCACCUACGUCCACAUGCACAACAAGCAUCCCGAGACCGACGACCAGGCUGUCGUCUUCACUCCCCACGAGGUCCGCCAGUACAUCGCCAAGGCACGGACCUACAGACCCGUCGUUCCUCAAUCCGUUUCAGACUACAUGGUCGGUGCCUACGUGCGAAUGCGAAAGGACCAGAAGCGCGACGAAGCCACCAAAAAGCAGUUCUCCCACGUCACCCCCCGUACACUGCUCGGUGUCGUCCGUCUGUCUCAGGCCUUGGCGCGUCUUCGCUUCAGCGAGAUUGUUGCCCCGGAGGAUGUCGACGAGGCUCUUCGCCUUAUUGAGGUCAGCAAGGCCUCGCUGUCCAACGACGGACAGAUGGGCGUGGACCAGAGCCCUACCAGCAAGAUCUACACUCUCAUCCGCAGCAUGUGGGAGAGCGGUGCUGCGGCGGUUGGAGAUGACGAGAGCGGUGCUCUCAGUAUGAGACGGAUCCGUGAGCGGGUGCUGGCCAAAGGCUUCACAGAAGACCAGCUCACGAUGGCGAUUGAUGAAUACGCCAACGUUGAUGUCUGGCAAGUUAUUGCUAACGGCACUCGCCUUGUCUUUAUCGGAGCUGAGGAUGAUGUUAUGGAGGAUAUGUAA
Molecule: messenger RNA, 2445 nt
Organism: Aspergillus chevalieri
Lineage: Eukaryota; Fungi; Ascomycota; Eurotiomycetes; Eurotiales; Aspergillaceae
Gene: MCM7
Product: DNA replication licensing factor MCM7
Exons: 4
Coding region: 1-2445 (814 amino acids)
Biological process (GO): DNA replication initiation; DNA replication; double-strand break repair via break-induced replication
Cellular component (GO): MCM complex; nucleus
Molecular function (GO): ATP hydrolysis activity; single-stranded DNA helicase activity; ATP binding
Source: RefSeq, a predicted model, not a curated record